This is a messenger RNA of Trichoplax adhaerens, 219 nucleotides long. RefSeq lists its product as uncharacterized. The transcript has a single exon. The record is from RefSeq and is a predicted model, not a curated record. The coding region runs from base 1 to 219 and encodes 72 amino acids. Gene Ontology annotation, cellular component: anaphase-promoting complex. Gene Ontology annotation, biological process: protein K11-linked ubiquitination. NCBI's taxonomy places the organism in Eukaryota, Metazoa, Placozoa, Uniplacotomia, Trichoplacea, Trichoplacidae.
AUGGAUAGCCAGUAUGCCAUCAAUGGACGAUUAGUGGAAAUUAUAGAUGAUGAAUGGAAAAAGGAUAGUUUACCUGUGGAGCACGUACCUAUACCGCUCAAUCAAUUACCGAAUGAUGAAGGUGAAAAUGAAUUUUUGAAUACAUGUUCGCUAUCAACAGGCACAGAUGAAGAGAAGAAAUGGACAGAUUCCAAUGUAUUGUUAGAAAAGUUGCGUUAA